UUUUUAUUUUCAUAUCUUUUUCAUGUUCCUUUUUUCUUGUGGUUUAUUAAAUUUUCCAUAAUCCCAAACCCCUUUUGUCUACAAACCAUGUUCUCUAUAUCUUUUUAUCUUUCUUUCUUUUUUUUAUUGUUCCAGAUCCCAUUAGACCAACUAUGAGGCUAUUUCAAUCUACAAGGAGACAUGUUUUUCUCAUAAUACUUUUUGUGCCCAUUUUAGCUGGAUAUUCAAACCCCAUUGCAGUAAAAUUGAAGGCCACUGCUGUUCUCACCUGUAAUGAGACAUGUAAUGGAGCUGUUUUAUGGACAAAUAACCGUGAAAACCUUGAGGUUUUAAAAUGUGUCCAAGAGCGUUGUACUGAAGGAGAUGGCUUUAAGAACAGAGUAAGUCUUUCAGCUGAAAAGAUCAAGCAUGGAACCCUGUCUCUCACCAUACAUCCAUCCCUGUACAAUGAUGAAGGCUGGUACGAGGCUUAUUGUGAUUCAGCAUUUGUCUGUAGAGUCUACUUGGACGUUUUUGUACCCAACACUGUGAAUGCCUCAAUUGGAGACAACAUCACAUUAUCCUGCUAUGCACGUACAGAGAAGAAUAUUGCUGAUAAUGAUGUAAACAUCCUGUGGAAAAAAGAAGAUCAAAUAGUUUUGCAAGUUAAAAAUGGGAUGACACACAAUGGUUCAGGCUUUGCAGGCAGGGCCUCCGCUUCAGUAAAUCACUACAGGGAGGGAGAUCUUUCCCUUACCAUACUCAGGGUCACCCUAGCAGAUAAGGGGUUAUACCGGUGCUAUCACAAAACAGAAGAGGAACAUGGGCAUCCCGGAGCCAUCACGCUCAACAUUAAAGCUCACCAACAUUUUCUUCAUAAAAAGUCUGCUGAUGAUCUCACCCUGAACCUGUUCAGCUCAGACCCAGUCACGGUAACUUUCAACAAGUCAAAGGCAGCUGAGAUGCUUGUCUGCAGUGUGAAGAGAGGCAAAGCUACAUGCAGCCCCGGCUACAAUGACCGAGUGUCCGUCAUUAAUUACUCUCUUGUGCUGUAUGGGUUGACAGCAUCUGAUUGUGGGACAUUUACUGUGAAAGACCAGAUGGGUGAAGUCAUUAGUGUCAACAUAGUCACUGUGGAGGGGCUCGCCCAAAGACAUCACUUCAUAGCUAUGUUCGUACCAGCUGGUUUUGUUCUCUUUUGCAUUUGCCUUAUCGCCACACACUUUUGGUGUCGAUAUCAAAGAAUGAUGCCGACACCGCAAAGGGACCUUUUACUGCAAAUCAGUCCAGCAUCGUAUAGUGAGCCUGAAGAGAUUGGAUUGUCAGAGCAGGAGACCGGCCAAAACAAUAUUUCAGUGCAGCCUCUCAUUCCUCAUGCUCCAAUAGAGGAGACCACACCUUUGAUGCCUGUGAUGACCACUGAGAAGCAGGACAACACUGCAGAGGAGAGAUCUACACAUCCAUUAAUUUAUGAGGACCAAGAGGGGGAGAAACAAAGUUAAACAGCAUAGGAAUGCUUUAAUGAAAAUUAUGAACUGCUUAAGUUUUCUCUUCUGCUGUUCUAUUGCAACAUUUGGGCAACUGGGGUCUGUGAACAAAAAUACCGAACCAAAAAGGGCUCCAUGGUUGAACCCUAUGCUCUGGUACAUUAUUUUUAAGGGCUUUCUUGGGGUACUGCUUAACUGUGCCAAUGAACAAUAUAUGAAUCUUCAAGAAAAUAUAUUAUAUUUUUAGCUGAGAUCAGCAGUAGUCAACAAUAGGUAUGCUGGUCCACUUUAGCAUAGGUUUCAUGCAUAUAAAGUGGAAUUAAAGUAUUUAAUUUAAUCAGGGUUUCCGCAGGUUUUAAAAAGUCUUAAUUCGCCCUCCUGUAAAUUAAGGCCUUAAAAAGGUAUUAAAUCGGUUAUGUUAUGCAACAGUGUUGUACAUUUUGUCUUAAAAUGUGUACCUGACAUGACAAGUAAUUUCGUAAUGACACAUGACAUGCUAAAUGACAUCUUACGAAUGGGAUAUGCUACAUGGAAUUUCUACAAAAAGCAAAAAUGUGGUUAAAUCAUGAAAAAACUUUAUCUAAAAUCAAAUAUAUAUUUUUUCACAAACUAUUAGCCUAUAGAUUUAAGUGUAGAAGAUUAGAUAAAAGAUUAUAGGUUUUAUGUACUGCCCUUCAAAAGCUACAUAACACAAAAUUACUCUUAUUUACACAAGUCAUCCUGUUAGACUGCUAAAUAUGAAUUGAACAGUAUAAUAGUCUUCUUCUGUAUUUGUAGAGGAAUAUAGCUGAUACGGCGGGUCUGAUCAGAAGAAAAAUUAAUUUCCACAUUCUAGUGGUUGGUAGCAGAGGUAUUCAAGCCUUAUGGUACUUUUUGUAAAAUGUGUUAAUGGAGAUCUAUUGAAAGUGGCAUUUUUAAACUUUGAAGUGUUCCCUAGGCAUUUACAUUUAGAGAACAUAUUGACACAUAGUGUUCCCUUCAGUUGAUUUUAUUUAGUUGGUCUUAAAAAUGUUUUUAAAAAGUCUUAAAUUUAGCUUCAUAAAAUCUGCAGAAAUCCUGUUUAUUGUAUUCAGGUAAAUACGUUUAAAAUACAGUCAUUAAAGUAAUUGAAUGUUGAAAACCAAACAAACUUAAGAAAUCACACCAAUACUCAGGUUGCGACUGCCUUCCAGAUAGAAUUACUGGCAAAAUUACCAAACUGGCAUUAAUGUGAUUUUACUUGUUUACAAAUUAAUUAAUUAAUGGCUCAGGUAGAACGUUAUUGUUCCUUAUAUGACAUAUGAAAUCACUAGGGUCAAACCACUUACUGUAGUAAUGCCUAAAGAUCCAAAAUGGUGAGUCAGCAAGGCUGUUAUACGAGCCAAAAAUGAAACCAUCUCUGAUGAUUUCAGAUGUGCUCAACCGAAGACCUAACCUUUUUCCUGUGCCUUUUCUCAUUAAGCAUUACAGUACACUGCACUUAUUUUCUUUACCUUUUGAUGUGUUGCACUUUUCUUUUUUUCCUUCUUUAAGUGUGAUUCAUUUGCAUUUAUAUUAGUUUAAUUUAAUAUUUAAAAAUACUUUAUAUGACUGUGUAUUUUUUAUUAGCUUUGAAAUAACUAUAUUGACAUGAAUGCAAGUGUGACGACAUCUGGCAAGAAAAUUCAAAAACAUUUGCAGAAGGUAAAAAAACAAACAAAUAUAUUUGAAAGUCACUUUUUGUUUUUCAUUUUUUUCACUGUUUUGGAAUUCUGCCAAAAUCUUGGUGUACAUUAAAGUAGUAUUACAUUGUUUAUUGUAAAUUGGCUUCAACAGUUUAUUACAUUACAAUUUUCCAUUCUCCUUUGGAACCGAGUUCAUGUUGCUUAAUGUAACAGGAUUUUAAAAUUGCUGUUUUUGUGUACAAGGCUUUAUCUGGUGUCGCAUCAAAAUACAUUAGUGACCUUCUGAUUCCUUACUCUCCCCAAAGCGCACUAUGUUGAAGUUUUCUUAAUGUAUUUUAUUUAAUGUGUUUAUAUUUUGUAUGUUGCAUGUUUUCCUUUAAUGCUUUCUUUUUAUAUGCUCGUUUUAUUGUACAGCACUUUGGUGAAUCUCUGUUAAAUGUGCUAUAGAAAUAAAUUUU
This is a messenger RNA of Xyrauchen texanus (razorback sucker), 3567 nucleotides long. RefSeq lists its product as uncharacterized. The coding region runs from base 153 to 1481 and encodes 442 amino acids. Gene Ontology annotation, biological process: cell surface receptor signaling pathway; cellular response to lipopolysaccharide; immune response. Lineage: Eukaryota; Metazoa; Chordata; Actinopteri; Cypriniformes; Catostomidae. The transcript is spliced from 5 exons. Gene Ontology annotation, cellular component: external side of plasma membrane. The record is from RefSeq and is a predicted model, not a curated record.